This is a messenger RNA of Austrofundulus limnaeus, 1178 nucleotides long. Its product is annotated as intracellular hyaluronan-binding protein 4. Gene Ontology annotation, molecular function: RNA binding. Lineage: Eukaryota; Metazoa; Chordata; Actinopteri; Cyprinodontiformes; Rivulidae. Gene Ontology annotation, biological process: positive regulation of translational initiation; positive regulation of RNA splicing. The record is from RefSeq and is a predicted model, not a curated record. Gene Ontology annotation, cellular component: nucleus; cytoplasm.
GCAGGCGAACAACAUGCUGCAAGACGCCUUCGGGUGCGCGGUGGCGAACAGGUUCGGCGACCUCCUCGACGACGACGCCGCMGACCCGUUCGACCUGAUGAACGAGGCGGAGCUGGAGAAGGAGAGGAAGAAAAAGAAGAAGAAAGAGGAGGAGGAGAGGAGAGCCAGGCAGAAGAAGGCCGGCCAGAAGGAGUCCCAGAGGGACAGGCGAGCCCCGGUCGCCGUGGAUGGUCAAAGCAUGGUUCCAGUGAGUAAGCAGCAGGCAGUGAUGGAGAAGGACAGCAGGUUUGAGGCCCAGAGGAACCCAAGAAGAGCUGCUGCAGGGCAGCGUAGAUCCAACCAAGAAGAGCCGACACUGGAGUUCUCAGUCCCCAAGUCCUCCUAUGACGACUCAGACUUCAGCGGCAGAGGGGGGCUCAGAGGCAGAAGAGGAACAAGAGGUGGGGGACACGCAAGGAACUCUGAAAACUUUUAUCAGAGAGGCAAGAGAGAAUACGAUCGGCACGAUGGAACGSGGAUCUGUACAGAGGAGAAGCGAGGAGGAAGAGGUCCGUGGAACUGGGGCUGCGCUGAAGAAGCUGCAGGUGAACUGAUGGAAACGAUGUCUGCUGUCAAAUCUGAGGAACCCCAAAUACCUUUGGAGGAGAAUCCAAAUCAGGCAACGGAUGAAGACAAUGAGAUGGUGGUCCAGGUUGCCAUGGAGAUGACCCUGGAUGAGUGGAAGGCCCUCCAGGAGAUGAGUCGUCCCAAAGCAGAGUUUAAUAUCCGCAAAGCCGAAGACAAGAUCCCCUCCAAAGCAAAGGUCAUCCACCAGUCCAAGUAUCUGGAGACCUCAAAGGAUGCUGCGGAGGACAUGGAGGACGACGGGAACUUCCUCCGCAGGUCUGUAAAUGACAUCACCACCCGCUUGGACAUCAAUUUUGGGAGUCUUGGACGCCCAAACCGAGGUGGCAGAGGAAGGGGAGCACGGGGUGGUCAGAGUGUUGGCUCUGAGAGAGCCAAACCCACAUUUGACAGGGAAGAAGCAGGUCUGGCACCUAAUCCUGAUGAUCCAGAAGACUUUCCUGCACUGUCGUCAGGAAAAUAACAGAGCUCACUUGCCUUCUACUUUAAAAAUUUUCACAUUUCAGUUCUUGAGUUUGUUGUUUGCACUGUUCAAUAAAUGCUUUUGCAAAGUA